Drosophila kikkawai is the source of this 1865-nucleotide messenger RNA. RefSeq names its product succinic semialdehyde dehydrogenase (gene Ssadh). Lineage: Eukaryota; Metazoa; Arthropoda; Insecta; Diptera; Drosophilidae. The record is from RefSeq and is a predicted model, not a curated record. Gene Ontology annotation, biological process: GABA catabolic process. Gene Ontology annotation, cellular component: mitochondrion. Gene Ontology annotation, molecular function: succinate-semialdehyde dehydrogenase (NAD+) activity.
ACCAAAAUUUCAUCUGACAACACUGGUCGCGAAUCGAAUUAAAAUCAAUUAAAUCCAAUAAAAGCCUAUAAACGAGAUACUGCCAGAGCACUUGACACCCUCUGAGUCUUCCCGAUAAAGGCGCAGAUAAGAUAAGCCCGUCAAACUCUCCCUCCCCCCGCAACAGGUGUCACACAGCCGGCAGAAUGUGGCGACAGCUCAACGGCGCCGCACUGAAGGGAACUAGCCUCAGCAACUUGGGUAGGAUGCGCGGCUUUUCGGCUCUUCUCCAGGACAAGGCCCUUGUGAACGGCGACUGGGUCGGCUCCAGCGAUGCGAGCACAUUUGAAGUCCGUAAUCCGGCGAGCGGAGAGGUGAUCGGAAAGGUCCCAAACAUGACCGUGGCGGAUGCCCAAAAGGCGAUCAAUGCUGCCAAGCAGGCCUACGAAUCCAAGGAGUGGCGAUCCCUGACCGCCAAGGAUCGCUCCAACCUGCUCAAAAAGUGGCACAAACUGAUCGAGCAGAACUCGCAGGAGAUAGCCGAGAUAAUGACGGCGGAGUCGGGCAAGCCCAUCAACGAGUCCAAAGGAGAGGUGGCCUACGGCAAUGCUUUUGUGGAAUGGUUCGCGGAGGAGGCGCGUCGCAUCUAUGGCGAGAUUGUUCCCAGUGCAUCGCCCAAUCGCGAGAUAAUAGUCAUGAAGCAGCCCAUCGGAGUGGCGGCCUUGAUCACGCCCUGGAACUUCCCGAUGGCCAUGAUCACGCGGAAGGCAGGAGCCGCUCUAGCCGCUGGUUGCACGGUGGUGGUGAAGCCCUCCGAGGACACACCGCUCACGGCGCUGGCGGUGGCAAAGCUGGCCGAGGAUGCCGGCAUCCCGAAGGGCGUGAUCAAUGUGGUGACCACCAACAAGGCGGCCCCCAUUGGCGAUCUCUUCUGCAAGAGUCCAGAUGUCAGGGGCAUCUCGUUCACCGGUUCCACAGAAGUGGGCAAGCUGCUGUUCCGCAACUCUGCCGAUGGCAUCAAGAGGAUAUGCCUGGAGCUGGGCGGCAACGCUCCGUUCAUUGUCUUCGACUCGGCCAAUGUGGAGAAGGCGGUGGAUGGGGCCAUGGCCUCCAAGUUCCGGAACUGCGGCCAGACCUGUGUCUCCGCCAACAGAUUCUUCGUCCAGGACGGUGUCUACGAGCAGUUCGUGGGGCAGCUGAAGAAGCGCGUGGAGGCCCUGAAGAUCGGCGAUGGCCAGGGGUGCGAAGUCCAGAUAGGACCGCUUAUCAAUGAAAUGCAGUUCAAAAAGGUCAGCGGUUUUGUGGAAGAUGCAAGGUCCAAGAAGGCGAACAUCAUCCAGGGAGGAAAGCCCCUGAGCGACAUUGGCCCCCUCUUCUAUGCACCGACUAUAGUCACCGACGUGCCGCCCACGGCUCAGCUGUACACGGAGGAGGUCUUCGGCCCGGUUGUCUCCAUCAUCCGAUUCCGCGACGAAGAGGAGGCGGUGGCGAAGGCCAACGACACCAGGAGAGGCCUGGCCGGCUACUUCUACAGCGAUAAUCUGCAGCAGGUGUUCCGCGUGGCCAAGCGCCUCGAGGUGGGUAUGGUCGGCGUCAACGAGGGCAUCAUAUCCGCGGCAGAGGCACCCUUUGGCGGUGUGAAGGAGUCUGGUGUCGGAAGGGAGGGCUCCAAGCACGGAAUCGACGACUACGUCGACAUCAAGUACAUUUGCAUGGGGAACCUGAAGUACGAUUGAAAUCCGAAGGAGCUUCGGUCACCUCCAUUGCUUUCCACAGCUGCUGUCUUCCACUAGAAUGCCGAAUGCGAUUUGUUGAUUGUUGUAAUUAGUUAAAUAUUUGUAAAACACCGCGCUAAUAAUAUAAAUAAAUGUGCACAAACUAAAAAA